Molecule: messenger RNA, 3001 nt
Organism: Drosophila santomea
Lineage: Eukaryota; Metazoa; Arthropoda; Insecta; Diptera; Drosophilidae
Gene: Osi17
Exons: 9
Coding region: 220-2535 (771 amino acids)
Source: RefSeq, a predicted model, not a curated record
GUCCGCUAAAACGAAGAGUUCCCGAACACGUACCCCGGUGAAAUCAGUUAAAUAAACAGUUAGCUUGCAGUUAAAUUGCAGGGCCAAGGUGGAAUUGCAAUAGGAAAAGACAUAGUGAUUGCAAUUGCAUUUGCAAUUGCAGGUUGAAGGUGUGAAGGUGUAAAGCAGCUGUCAGCAGUGCUAACUGGCUGAGUGAAACCGAAAUAAAACGAAACUGAAAUGCCCAACACAUACAGUGCUUUGCCCCAUAAUUGGAGCUCCGGUGAGAGCCAGCCACAGUGGACAUCCUCCAGUAGAAAUCGCAAAUGCCACACAGUGAGCAUGGCCAGAUCAACGAGUGGUCACUUGAUUUUCCUCCUCUUGAUCUGCCUACUAAACUCGGCCGCCAAAGCGGAUGGAUCGACUGGGAAUGGUCGUCUUGGACGCCAUCGCUCCACCACUCCUAUGAGCCACCUGUCCACAGAACCGCAGUCAAUCGAGGAGCAGGAGGUGGUUACCGAUUCACCAACGGAUUCCCCAGAGGAGCUGGAGUCAACGAUGACGACGGAACUGCCGGCGGAAGAAGAGUGGCAGCCUCUGGUGAAUGCCAGUAAGUUUUCCACGAGGAAGCCGGUGGACAAAGUGACUCUUGGCGACUCCCUGCUCCUUAGACUGGCCCGGCGUUUUGCCAGUGGAAACGAGCUGUGGGACGGCCUUGUCCGCGAUUGCUAUCUAAAGCCAGAUGUAUCCUGCUUCCAAAAGAACGUCUUCAGCUACCUGGAUACCGCUCUGGAUGUACAGGAUGUGAAUGUGACCCAAAGGCUAAAGUUCCUCAAGAACCAAGUGGACUACCAAGUGGAAAAAGAGAGGGAAGAGCACCAGGAGGCACGUGCCGCCAGUGCGGACACCCCGAUCGAGGAAGUGACCAGCGCUCUAUAUGGAAAGAGCAUCAAGUUUGCUAUGACCCACGAUCUGGAGGUGGAUCUGCCUGAGGUUAUGUUCAAUGGCGCAACAUUUCGCAUCUCGCCGCGGGCCAUCGAAGGCAACGGAAUCAUCGCCAAGCUGGAGCUGAUUCCCAAACAGGUAGUCAAGGCCCGACUCGCCGGGGCGAUAAUCCAGAAGAAGAUACAAAAAUUUCUACGCAGCAAACUGGUGCUGUCAUUCCUCGCAUUGCUGCUGAUCAUUAAAAUCAUCAAGAUCAAGUUGUUCUGGCUGCUGCCAAUCGUCAUCGGAGUGGGUGCCGCCAAGAAGCUGCUCCUAAAGUUCCUGCUCUUCCUGUUCCCAGCGCUGUCGCAUCUCUUCAAGCUUUGCUCGCACUACCAGCAAUCCUAUCACGCACCCGCCAAGUACCAACACCACCAUCACCUCAUCGAUCAUCAUCACACGGUUGUUCCGCCAUGGCACAGUGGCGAGCACCACUCGGUUCCGGAAAUCAUUUAUACGCACCCGCCGAAGGGCCAUCCCUCCGCCUAUCUCCAUGGGGCUCCGGUGCAUGAGAGCUACGGACCCGGAUUCGAGCACUUCGAGGGUGCCUGGGAGAACAGUGGACCUGGCCUGGGAUCCGAAUACAUAGGCGAUAUAAAUCGCGUUGCACAAAUAGAGGAGAAUGCCCAUUACUUUAAGCCCCACCCGGCAAACGAUGCCGGUGUCCUGCAUGCUUGGGGCCUUGGCACCACACAACAGGCACAACAGGCACAACAUCAGACGCACCAGCCACAUCAAAGAUGGCCUGUCACCCAGCAGGCGAGGCCACCCACACAGCUCAAACAGCAGACGCAGCAGCAGCAAACGCAGCAGCAGCAGCAGCAACAGCAGCAGCAGCAGAUCAAGCUUCAUCUGCAACAGCAAUUAAGUGCUCAGAAAGUACAAGCCUCUAGUCACAGUUUAAACCCAUUUCAAAGUCAGGACAAACAAAGCUCAAGGCCGGCACACACGCAGCACCAUCCGGUGUAUGUUCCAGGACACGGACACCAUCCGCCGCAAAAUGUUCCCGGACUCACGGCAGCCGCACAAAUAGCCGCGCAGUACGAUCCAGCGCGCAACAAUCAACAUCCGCAGCAGCCGCAGAAUCCGCAGCAAGCGCCGCAGCAGCCAAAUCAAGCUGUUCAGGAGCCACAACUUUCGCCCGAAUUAGCAGCCCAGCUGAAGGAGGCUAUACGCAUUCAGGCCGAGCAGCGCCUCAUCCAGCAGCAGCAGAAGAUACUGGAGCACCAGCCAUUCGUCCAGGAUGGACAGCCGCUGUAUCCGCUCAACUACGAUCCGUUCUACAGUCCCAUUCUGUUGAAAAUCGACAAAAUCAUCGAGCAGUUCGGAGUGAAAAACGAUCUGUGCAAGGAGCGCAUUGUGUGCAGCAUGUACAAGGAUCCAGCCACCUACAGUCCGCACAGCAAUUUCAUUUCCGCGGAGCUGAGUCGCGAUACCAGCGAACUGGAGACCGUAACGCAUGCGAAUGAGGCAGUGCGUCGCUUCUACCGACUAAUUCAGGCUGCCCGGGAUGGACAGGAUCAAAAGGACUGCCAGAGCCUGUACCCACAGUGCAAUAUGCAGGCAAAGUGAGCCGGAGGUCCCCAAUCUUCGAAUGAAAGAGAGAGAGACGUUAAACGAGAACGAGCAACUUUAAAGUCAACUUUUCCUUGUUAAAAAUCGAACUGUAAAUAGGAUAGAAGUUAGGAUAAGCCUAAUUUAUUUGUUAGACUCUUAUUUUUUUAUUUAUUUAUUUAUUUAUUUAUUGUAGUCUAAUGGUAAAAGGCUAAAUGCCAAUUUGAUGCCUUUUUGUCACGUUACCGCUGCAUUAAUAUUCAUUCUGAUUUUGUUCAAUUUUACAUACGAAAUAUUCACUUCAAUCGGAUGCGGUCAGUACACUUUUUAAAUUUCCCACACACACGUGAAUGGCACACGAAUAAUUCACAGAUAAUUUACUAAAAAUACCAUAUAAUGAAAUCAGAAUGUUUAUUGAUUGCCGGCCAAACGAAUGCGGCUGCAAAUUCAAUUAGUCAAUACGCAAAAAAUGUUAUUAGAGGAG